CUUUCUUUAAAAAAAGAUAAUAACUUAUCUCAUAGCUUUUAUUUUUGUAUCUCUUCUCUGGCAGUUUAAAUUCGCUUGUCUUCACGAUGAACACUUUAACCAUCUUUGCUGUUUUAUUAUUAUUUUAUCAAAUUGAGAUUAUAACACCUCAGCAAAGUGUACCAGCCAUAAUCGAUAUUGGUCAGGCCGAAGACAACCCCAAUGAAACCUUAAACGAUGUUCUAAAAUUUGGCACUAAUGUCAUCAAUACUUUAGCUGAGAAGGUCAACACCUUGCCUCCAAACAUGAAGACAGCUGGACAAAAUAUCCUGGUCGAUGCUCGAGAAGGAUUACAGUCCUGUGAGAGCGCAUUCAUGCGAAAUGGAACUGCUUGGGAGUACAAAGUGUGCUGCAGUGAAUACCUGAAAAACGGAAUGAUAGCAUUCGGAAAUUUGUCUGCAGAAAGUUAUCGAUCCUCCGCAGCUGAAAAACAAUUCACUCAUCAAACAAAAUUUUAUAUAAUUUCCUGUUUUCUUGUGUUUGUAAAUAUUGUUUAAAGUAAAAACUCAUAAAAAUAAGAGCAAAUACUUUGCGAAUUGUCUUUUGCUAAAAACUUAACGAUGCAUUGCGAAUUGUGUAUAUUCAAAAUGUGCGAUCCUUCAGAUAGUUCUGACUUUUUAUUUGCCUUGGAAUUACUAAUAUUAACUUGAACGAAUGCAAAAACAAAAUUUGACAACUGGUAUUUUGAUGCAAUGAAGUGUAUGCCAUUUCAAAUGUCCUUAGGGAUUGUUUGAAAGAAAAUGCAUUAGCUGUACAAAACACUCAACUGUGGCGGAUAUCGAUUCAAGAUUCAAGUUUCUUUUCUGUCCAAAUCCAAGUAUACAUCUAUGCAUGUUCUCAACAACCCGGACGACAGACCCUCAUUCCCACUCAACUCCUUGAAGAAAACUAAUAAUGUUCUACAUUCAGCUGGCAGCAAAUAUAAAUAACGAGAAAUAAAAAUAAAUUUCUCCGAGACAUUUAUUUGAUAUAAACGUCCGCCCAUCUCGUUCCCGCUCCAACACACACACAAUUUGUCAUUCUUUUUCUUUAAUUUUUUUUAUUUUUUUGAAGUUUCUCAAUAAAAUAAGAAUUAAAUUUUAUAUUCAAAUUUUGAUUUUGAUACGUAACAUAAAAUAUUUUCUGUUUUUCGAUUUCGACAAAAAUGCAAUGAACCAUAAUGGAACAACCCUCGCAAUUAUAUUUAUUUAUCUCAUUCUCAUGACAACGCCAUCGUUAUUCAACAGGAACGGAAGAAGUUGCCAGUUUUUGGUUUAUGCGACUUCAGGGCCCGAUAGAAGAAAAGCCAAAGACAUCAAUUUAUAUUCAAGAUUCAAGGAACGAUUGAAUGUAACCUCGAAUUUAGCAGAAAUUGAAUACCAAACUCGAACCUCGGAUGCGCUGAAUUCAAUUUACAAUCUGGCAGGAGAUGUACUUAGCCAACAGCUUAAGCAUCAUCAUCAGGCAGAGCGAACGCCAGAAUCUGAAUCUCAAAAUGGCAAUUAUGCUGAAAGAUUGGUGUUGGGGGAGAACGACGACGAAGCUGAUGUUCCCUCUCCAGCUGUUGCAUCUUCAAACACCAACUAUUACUCUGCUUCCAACGACGGCACUGCUGCCACUAGAAGGAACACUCGAGCUGGCUCCACCGCCGCCAUCGCCGCUGCCAACAACGAUAAUGGAAAUGCAAUUCUUGCCGAACUAAAUCUCCAAUUGAUAAAUAGCCCGGCGAUUGUGUCGAAUGCGAACCAAUCGAACCAUCGACAAGCUCGUAAAAUACAAAAGGCAAGCCGCAUGCUUCAGCAUCACAUCAGCCCUCUCCUUCCAAGUCGCCGUCUUCGUUAUCGACGUCGUCAUCGUCUGAAAAAAUUCCAUCCUCAAACAAACACUGGAAAAAGGCAAAGUUCAAGGCCAUCAGAGAUGGCCCUCGCCCCGGGUGCAGGACGGAGAAAACUAUCGACAUCACAAUACCUUAAAAGGGGAGCAUAUGCCGUAUUGGAAGAACAAAAACAACAAGCAGCGAAAAACAUGGAUGAUUUUUGGAGUACGAGUUUGAGUUUGAAUUCGAGCAAUAGGAGCAAUCUCGUUCUCGAUGCUGGUUCUGGCCAUAAGAUGAAUGAUUUGGCUAUGAAAAGAAUUGCUCCUGAGAAUGGAUGUGGUAAUGGUAAUGGUGAUGGUGGUGAUGAUGGUGGUGGUAAAAUAGGUGACGAUGACAGCACGAAACCAUUCGGACGCUCAAGCGUAAAGUGGCGAAAGAAAUUGCAAAUUGAUGGCAACAAAAAUAAUUUCAGAAAAACUAGGUCCUGGCCAAUUUUUCCUUUUGCAAAAGACCAAUCAAAUGGAUUAAUUCAAUCGAGUGAUGGAGAUGGCGAUGACGAUGGCGAUGGAGAUGAGAAUGAGGAUGAGGAUGACUAUGAGGAUGAAGAUGGCGAUGACAAUGGAAAUGUGGACGAAGAGGAAAAAGAAAAUGAAGAUGAAAUCAGGCAGCAACAAAUAAGUUUGGGAAAUACUUAUUCCUUACGUGGAAAUGCUAAAGUUGAUAAUGGAAGACAUAUUCACAUACGAAAUACUGAUUCAUUUCCUGAAGUUUUUGCGCGUCCAUUAGCUGAAUCAAAUUCUGCACCAAUUAUUUUAACUGGAACUGGAGCUGGAAAUGAAUUAAAUGAGGCAAUCAAAAAUGCUAAUAGUUUGUUGGCGUCGUCAUCGGCGGCUUCAGCGGCGGCUUCAGCGGCGGCGUCGUCUUCUGUACAGGAUGUUGAAAGAUAUUCGAAUACACCUUUUGUAAAGUUGGACGACUCUAAACAACAACGUUUUCAAAAGCAAAUACAAGCACUAGAUGGCGCUAGUCUAAAUCCUCCAAAUACAGGAAUGCAAAACUAUUCAAAUAGAAGCGAUACAAGUGCAACGAACUUAACCAACGUUAUGGAAAAGGUUCUGGACGAACUUGAAACUCUUAAAGAAUGUAAGGAGACAGAUGGAACACAACCAGAUGGUUCACCUUGUGAUGUUGCCGGCUCAUGGAACUCUGAAACAAUAGGUCUACAAUUUAAUAUAGCAAUGGGAGAUCCAUCAUCGCGAACAUUUGAAGAAGGAAAAACACUUGAAAUUGAAGUAACAGAAAGGGUUCCCCCAAGGCAACAUCAGGAUUUAAUUCAAUGCGAUUGGGUUAUUACAGGAAAUACUGUGAAACAAGUUGGAGGUCCAUUUUAUAUGACAGCUCAGAAGGCUGAUAGAUUUAUUGUAGCGACAUUUGCUGGUCUUUGUAAAACUUGUGGUGGUAUACCAACAAUUUUUGGUUCUUGGACUUUUGUCUAUCCAGCCAAAGACUGUCAAGAUAUUUCAAUAGCCGUUGAAAAUAAACGUGACAUCCUGCGCCGGGACAGUUUAGAAGCUAAACGAAAACAUCGCCGAGAUCGAUUAAAAUCAAAGGAUAAAGGAAAAUGUCGACAUGGUUGAAUUUGAAUGCAAUUUUUAAUUAUUUAUUAUUUUAAUGUAUUUUUAUGAUAAUUUAUAAAGAUUGAACACGAAUAAUUAUAUUUAAAGCUCAUUUUGUCAGCAAUUAAAAUGUGCAUUUUAUUUGCAAUUUAUAUUUUUACUGCGCAGGAGCAGCAGCAGGAGCACUUGUAGCGAGUCUUGCGUCAGCUUCAGCUUGAAUUUGUUGUAUUUGCAGGAGGCUUGAUUUUAAAUUAUUUAUGACACAAACUUUAUUUUGCCAAACAAUUAAGCCUUCACAGGUGGUACAGGCUUUGGUAGAA
Messenger RNA from Eupeodes corollae, 3770 nucleotides. RefSeq lists its product as uncharacterized. NCBI's taxonomy places the organism in Eukaryota, Metazoa, Arthropoda, Insecta, Diptera, Syrphidae. Bases 1189 to 3471 code for a protein of 760 amino acids. The record is from RefSeq and is a predicted model, not a curated record. The transcript is spliced from 5 exons.